Molecule: messenger RNA, 996 nt
Organism: Xiphias gladius (swordfish)
Lineage: Eukaryota; Metazoa; Chordata; Actinopteri; Istiophoriformes; Xiphiidae
Product: testis-expressed protein 26-like
Exons: 6
Coding region: 234-653 (139 amino acids)
Cellular component (GO): cytoplasm
Source: RefSeq, a predicted model, not a curated record
GCUCAUUUCAUGAGACGAUUAUUAAAAUGGCUGAUUGCACCGCUGACAAUGGCCACCGUGACACCACUCCGUUCUUCUGGCCAAUUAACCGGCUCCUUACUUUACCUCAGUGGCCUGUCUGGUGAAUGCAGCUUUUCAGCAAGCCAUCCAGGAAGUGAACUUUCGUCUGCCAGUAGAAAUGGAAAGCUUUUCAUUACACCGAAAACAACUGUAACACAAAACAGUGGUCACCGAUGGCAACCAAAGGAACAGCCUCAGGACAGAGGACAAACAACCUGCAUUCAACCCCAGUCAGCAGGUCUUUCAUGAUGUGGAGGCUGCCUAAGGACACCACGCGUAGACCUGAGUAUGUCAGGUUCCCUUGGAAAUGUCCCCCAUCUGAGGAGGAGAUCCGUAAGGCCUUGACAGCACAGUACCGUUCCACCUACAGAUGUGACUUCAUGGGCAUGCCUCAAGGAAGAAGACUUGCACCUCUGCACAGCAGGCAUCAUGAGCCGCUCUCUACUAACACAGAGACGAGGGACAAUUAUCGCCAGCCAAAGCAAAAACCUGAACUGAUGGGCAAUCACACUCGCCACAGCUGCAACACAGAUCCUAACGUGGCCUGCCACGGUAUAGGCAUGUCCACACUCAGCAGGAAGGAUCAGAGUUGACAACCUAUGACAGGUUUUGUGGAAAGAGAGUCACCAAUGUCACAUCUGUAAGAAAGUUUCUGCUGCCUCGGGAGCUGCAGCAGUUACACAGAAUUUUACCUCGGGAAGGUUAGCAUCAUCUUAUGCCUUUGAACAACAUUUUAACAGAUGGCUUAAUGAUUUCGGCAGACAAACAGCUCAUGAUUUUACAUCUUUUGACUUUUCAUAGGUUGACCUUUCACAUAACGACAAGACAAAACUUGUUGCAUCGAUUUAAUGGACUUUGUACAUGGAAUAUCAUCAGCAGUAACACUUUUUUAUUCAUCAUUCUUCUGUUUUGCAUUGUGAAAUACUCUUUUGCAAG